Messenger RNA from Camellia sinensis, 836 nucleotides. RefSeq names its product cell growth defect protein. The record is from RefSeq and is a predicted model, not a curated record. Lineage: Eukaryota; Viridiplantae; Streptophyta; Magnoliopsida; Ericales; Theaceae.
GACGACGUCGUUGUAUUGUUCUCAUCAACUGUUGAAAACGGCAGUGUUGCAGUGGACGUUCGAUUCAAUGGAAGGAAGCAAGAAGGGCUACGCAUGGGCGAUCUCUGCUGGAUUGAACGCCGCUCUGGCCGCCAUUUCUGCUAAACUCUUCGCAUCUCAGAUCGUUAGAUAUGGUUUGGUCAUAUUUUUCAACGUGAUAAUGUGGGGAUGUUACGUUAAUAGCCUGAAAGCUCUCUCAUCUCUACAAGCUACGGUGACGAAUUUUGCUACCAACUUUCUUUCUUCGGGUCUGGCUGGAUUCUUCCUCUUUGAGGAAUCUCUAUCAUUUCAGUUUGCUCUCUCAGUGGUUUGCAGGUGCCGUGCUUAUUGUAAUUGGCGUAUUAGUACUCAGUAAGUCAAGUAUAGAGGAGAAAACACACUCGGAUUAGAUGUAUGUUUCAAUGGAUCCACACUUCUCAUUAAUCGCAUUUGACCUAUCAUAUAAAUUUGGCCGUUUUUUAUGUUCAUCUAAGCAUGUUGAGUUCAAGGAUGAUUGACUUUGACAUUACUUCGGUGACAUUACUUCAUUCACGCAGGGACAUAUCUCAGAAGGCUGACUUGAUCAAUUAGUCUUCUGCAGAUAGUGAAACAGGACCAAUUGGUUGUAAAAUGAAUGGGGGAGAGGAGGGAGGUGGGUUGAGGAAAAAGUGGAUGAACUGUAUGUUGCAUACACUGCUUUGUUGUAAAUUUUUUGGUAUGAACUUUUUUUUUAACCUAUUUUGUAAACCAUUGGAAAAGUAGAACAAGGAAAUAGUUUCAUAUAUAUGUUCUCUUGUUGGGUCAGUGUGUGAAUGAAU